GUAAAAACAGGCUCUGUGGUGCAAGUUGUGGCUAAUUAUAGUUGUAAAUUACAUAACGCGAAUAUAUAUGAAUAUUACUGAGGGGUACACAAUCAAACAGCGAUCGGGGGACGCUGUAUAACACUCGGAUUCCAGGUGAAGGAUAUAAUACAGGUGUGUGAGUCAAUGUGACUGAUACAAUUCCAAAGAUGUUGUGAUAAAAAGAAGCGUUUCUUGAGAUGAGUGUUGAUUCGCCAAAGGAUAUAAUGAAGUGUAUUACAUAAAUCCAGCUAGUGUUGCAGGAUUUAUUCAAAGACUUCAUUACAAAAUAAAAUUCGUACAGCAACAAAAGUCUAAUGUCAUUGUUAAUGACCAAAGGGUUUUGUAAUUGUGCGAAACAAAUCGCGCUAAUGGCGGUUGUGAAUCUAGUUAAUGCAUUGUCGUCAUCACAGUUGCGAUAAAAAUAACAAGAGUGUUUCAAUAAGGAACAACAGAGACGGAGGAUAUUGAAGGCAGUAAUGCAACAGAGAAGUUGAAGAUAAAAAAAAACAACGCUCAUGGCCGCCGGGAACAAACGAUCACUUCGGCCAGCAGCAGUGGCUCUUCAAGUUGUCGUCCUUGGAAUUGCCAUAGUGCUAGUAUGCGGGCGACGGCGGGCAGGUGGCGCGACCGGCGACGAUGGAGAGAACAUACCUUUUCUGAAGGUAACAGAUCCGGAUACAAUGGAAUACAGGGUAGAUAAUGGAACCAACGUCACGAUCACGUGUACGGGCAGGAACCUAGGCAGCGAUUACAAGGUUGGUUGGUCCGUUAAGACACGAGUUGGACUAAAGACCAUCACCAGUGCGGCGGAGAAAACGCCGUACGAUCCGAACAAGUAUCUUGUGUCCAGUUCUUUAUCCAGUGACGGAGACAAGUUUCUAUUGACUGUGACGUCCGUCACACAGGAAGACACUGGCAUGUACAUGUGCUCAACAUUCCACGGCGGCCGUAUGCUAGAAGGCGCGGUCAAAGUUGUGAUAGAAGAUAUUCCAUUCCUGGAAAUGUCUCCUCACAAGUUAUCGGCUCUUAUCGGCAACGAUACGAGUCUUUCGUGUGGGGCUAUAGCCGUACCACCGAUCCAGAAAAUUGUCUGGAAAAGGAACAACGAGAUAAUCACGAACGGCACAGACGACAGAUUUUUCAUUUCUAAUCGCGGCAUUGCUGUGAUUGUGAGCAGGCUGCUGAUCUUAAAUGUGACAAGUAAUGAUGAGACCAUCUACACGUGUGUCUUCACCAACGACAAGGGGUCCUCUAGCAAAAAUGUGUCACUGCAAACGUUGACAAAUAUUUCAAUGGAGAACUUCCCAUCAAGCGAUAUGAGCGGUGGUAAAACGGCUAAGAUCAUUGAGCCGAGUCCGUAUUUCUCCAACGUUGUUGUACAGGGGACACUCCGAGUCACGUGUCUCGUCACAGGAUUUCCUCAUCAGCCCAUGAAGAUGAACUGGAUUAUCCUAAGUUUCGUAGGAAAUCAUGUAUUACGCAUUCAAGAUUCCGAAGAGAGACGAUAUGAUGGCGUCACAAUCUCCACCUACGUCAUGGAGAACUCGACCGGGUUUUAUUACAAUCUCAUGUACAAUCCGGUCAUGUACAACAACACCGGAAGUUACACAUGUGAAGUUCCGCAUCACAACGGCGUCAGUAAGGACAGCAUCAACAUAACUGUAACAGGAACGCCCGUUGUUGUGGCGCCCAAGUUAUCGACAUAUGGACUUCUCGAACAGGAGCUUGUGCUAAAAUGCUCGAUCUUUGCUACUCCCGCCCCUACGCUUGUGCUGUGGUAUUUCGAGGACAAGUUGCUUUCUGCAUCAUCAAGGAUAAGUCAUAGCCUGACCAGUGUUAAUUCUGUAGAGAAAAACGCCACUCUGACGAUUCACUCGCUCACAAUGAAUGACUUCGGCACGUACACGUGUAAAGCCUACAACAGCAAAGGAUAUGGAAUGGCGGUACAGGUCAUACAAGAUGUUGACGAGUGUAGCUUUGAUCACGGGUGUGAUCACGACUGUAUCAAUGGGUUAGGGACACACACGUGUACAUGUGGUAAUGGAUACAAACUAAAUGCUGACGGUCAAACGUGUGAAGACGUGAACGAGUGUCAGCUGACAGAGAAGGUAGCUUGUGAACAGGAGUGUACGAACUAUAACGGCUCGUUCGUCUGUUCCUGUCACCCAGGCUGGGUCCUAGACGACAAUGAUAAAACCUGUACUAACAUGAACGAUGAAUCCGGUGAAGGUGACGACGAAGCGAUAGAAGCGGAGGAGAUUUACUCGAUCAUUGGAGCCACGUCCGGCGCGUUGUUAAUCAUCAUACUGCUUAUUCUGUGUGUCGUGUGGUGUCGACGGAGGAAAGAGGAGGAGGAAAUGCCAAUGAAAGCCGUGUAUUCUGUCAACACUGGGUACAGUGGAUCAAGCACCGACAUGAGCAUGACAAAGUACCACUCAACCAAUACGAAGGAUACGAAAAUAACUCCUGCUGACGAGUUCCCACGUCAGCGACUUCAACUCGGUAUCGAUCUAGGUCAAGGUCGUUUCGGCAAGGUCAUGAUGGCGCGUGCUUUGAAUGUCUCUGGUAUUGGAAAAUGGGAAAUGGUUGCUGUAAAAACAUGUAGAGACAGCGCAUCUGACUUAGAAAAGGAGGACCUAUACCAAGAGCUGGAGAUCAUGAGGAGUAUUGACAAACAUCCAAACAUUGUCAGCUACCUCGGAUGUUGUACUAAACAAGAUCCCUUGUAUAUACUUAUGGAGUAUGUCCCCGGUGGCAACCUCCAGACCCAGCUCCGGAAGUGCCGCCCAAGUCACCUGGCCACCACGAGUGAAGAGGUCACUACACCAACUGUCAAGGAGCUUGAGACACACGCCCUCCAUAUUGCUAAGGGAAUGGUGUAUCUUUCCUCGAUUGGGAUCAUCCAUCGAGACCUAGCGGCGAGGAAUAUUUUAGUGGGCCCAAACAGAGUAUGCAAGAUCUGUGAUUUUGGUCUGGCGAGGGAUGUGGAGGGCUCGGAUAUGUAUGAGCGUACAUCUAAGGGCCCUUCUCCUAUCCGAUGGAUGGCGCCCGAGUCUCUGUCAGACCAGUGUUUCACUCGGAAGAGCGACGUCUGGUCGUUCGGAGUUCUCUUCUGGGAGAUCGUUACCUUAGGUGCAACGCCCUACCCUGGUAUGACGGCAAGGGAGGUAAUUAAGACAGUGCUAAUCGGGAAAUGGUUACAGCGUCCCCUUCACUGUAAACAAGAGUUGUAUAGCAUGAUGACCAGAUGUUGGGAUAUGGAACCAAAGGAAAGACCCAGUUUCAGUGAAAUCGCCAAAGAGUUGGAGGUUUUCAUCGAGUGUGAAACGGACAACAUUACGUUAGACGAACUAGAAGAGUCUCAGUAUGGUGUCCUUGAUCCCAACAUGGUGGAUGAGCGAGUGUAAACUCUCCCAUUAAAAUGAUAAACAUGUAUGUAUCGACAUGGACGAUAUUCGUGAUUAAACAAUCCUACGAUCAUGGUGGACGAGCGAGUGUUAGUACUCUCGUAAAACAUGGUGAAUAAUGGAGUGUAAAUACUCCCAUAAACAUGAUAUUCAUGUAAAUAUAAACAUGGUAGACGUGGGUGUAAAUGUCCAUUUCAAAUAGUGGACGAGUGAAUGUAAACAUUCUC
This is a messenger RNA of Mizuhopecten yessoensis (Yesso scallop), 3655 nucleotides long. RefSeq names its product fibroblast growth factor receptor 3-like. The record is from RefSeq and is a predicted model, not a curated record. Lineage: Eukaryota; Metazoa; Mollusca; Bivalvia; Pectinida; Pectinidae. Bases 537 to 3428 code for a protein of 963 amino acids. Gene Ontology annotation, molecular function: ATP binding; transmembrane receptor protein tyrosine kinase activity; calcium ion binding. The transcript is spliced from 20 exons. Gene Ontology annotation, cellular component: signaling receptor complex. Gene Ontology annotation, biological process: multicellular organism development; protein phosphorylation; positive regulation of kinase activity.